GUCGAUCGUAGUAGUCGCGUGAUUCGUCGGCGCGUAACCGGUGCUGUGCAACUGUGAACUUCGACGCGUAUUCAACUUUCCGGUCGUCCGGUGUCUCGAUUCGCGAUCUUCGAUCGUUCGCCACCUGCGCCAAUGUUGUGAUUGCUCUUGUUGUUUUAAUCAUUGGCCCAGUAUCAGUGUUAAAAAAAGCCUAAUGGAGCGCCACUUCGUCGUGGCCUACUACCUACAACAAACCGUUUGCUGACAGAGAGAUGCGAGAUUAUGUUUGAAAAAAAAAAGAAUGGAUCUCGCGCUGUUCUCAUCCUACUACACGUGGCAAGAGUGAUCUAUUUUUUUCGGUUUCCCUUUCGCGCGGUGUUUGUGUGGUGAUUUCGCGAAUAUUGUUUCGAGGUUAUUCACAGCGUCAGUUUUUUUGCGUUUCUUUCCUUCGUGCAAGUGGCCUACUAUUUGGGGCAGCAGCCUGCGGCGUUGUUUGCUUCCAUAUUAGCAUCCGCUGCAAUGGGAUUUAAGUGAAUGGUGUUCCCAGCGGAUUGUCAAUCACUUACAUACCUUCACGUGACGCGCCUUUGACAUGAAAACGGACGACGGGACGGCACGGUUCCUUCUAAGGAGGAUUGAUGAACCGAGUCAUCAUCAUCAUCCGGUGUUGGCGGUUUUUGCGGAUUGACAUGCGCACACGGAUUCAUCGCGACGAUUAAUUACCUACCGAUUGUGUAUUGUGCGGUUAGUGCGGUGCGAUCCUUAUGGCAAGCAAGCAAGUGCGCUUGCUGACGUAUGAAUGACAGGGAGCCUCAAUUCCAUCCGAUUCAUUCAACGGAAACCGCCAUCAGGCGCCAAUUAGAAAAGUGUCACGCGCGUAUUUUGAAGUUGUUUUGCGGCGGGGGGUGGCUCGCGAAUAGUAGGCCAAAUUCAAGGUUCGAAUAGGCACCCACAGGGGAGGCGGCCUUCGAUUCGGAGGUUGUGCCUUGCCUACUAUGAUGUGGUUAUCUGUACGUGAUGAUUGCGAAUUCUGCAUUAGACCCCCAGCUAUUUGCCACUGCGUGUCUAGUGGCGAGUGAAUUUAAAAAUAACAAAUAGGUGGCCACUGCUCUGAUGUGGAUGGAAUUUCGACCUUGGCAAUCAACCGAGGGGUCAUCCAGUGGCGUCGAAAAGCUUCAAAACAAGUGAGGAGUGUUUUCGUGGGGUGGUUAUUGGAGGGUUCACUGGAUAUCAACAGUGAUCACAACCUGUGCUUUAAAAUCGGUUGAUAUUUUUGAAAAGUGAGAGCAAAGCAAUGUGCUGAAAAUCGAAUGUUUAUUGAAGCAUUAGCUCAGAAGUGUUUCGUUCCGGAAUGUGACAUGAAGCUUGAAAACGUGCAUGAGAAUAUAAACAAAAAGGGCGAUAUGAUCCUCGAUAACUUCUGUUAGUGGCUCAAACACAAGAUUUAUCCAACCACCAUCCCCGUUGUCGUUGUCGUCGUCGUCGUCCAUCGCGGGCGAUGAUAAGCGGGUGCCCGCGAUAAACACAGCUUUCGGCAGCUAUUUUUGGAUUUGGGGGAACUAGAAAUGGGUGACAAUGGGAUUUUCCGGUGAAAAGAAGAUACCAUCGAUGAUCAAUGAUCAGUAGAUUAGCUGAGUCAGUGGGUUUGAAUCAGAAAUCGGAAAACCAAACUCAACGGGCUCAACGAUGACCGAAGCUUCUGUAGGCUGUAUUCGCUGUUCGGUGGCUCGGAUAGUGGGGAUGUUUGAGGCGCAAUCUGCGAUAAGAACAUCGGCGGUCGGUGGUUCCAGUUCAGUAGGCGUUGACGUCAAAGGGACCACCAGUUCGAUGAUGGGCGAGGACGGAGGGCUGAUGGUUUGUUUGUUGACAAGUGACAACAACGGUGGCGAACAACGAGAUAAAGAGAUGGCCGGCAGUGGCCAGGUGCGUCAGCGGAAGACGGCCGUUUUCGAGCCAUUCUGGGAGGAAAAAACGGGCGAACGUAGAAGCUGUCGAUCCGGAUCGGGGUCACUGUCAUCGGGGGUCGAAAGUGACGAAGAAUUGAUGCGAUUUCCUUGUGUCGAGCGGCUGAUCGAAAUGUACGGCCGUAUAAUUCAGCAGAAGGAGGAAGAGAUGCAACGGUUUAUGAACUCGAUUGGUGGUGGACGAGGUGAUGAAGGGGUCGUGAAAGCUGAAGGGGUUGAUAAAAGACGGCGAUUAGAUAAGACGGCCGCCGUCGCGCGUUCGGGUGAUAAGACAGGUGUGAGAGCUGCCACUCGGGGACAGUCUAGGUUGGGUAACAGUACGACUUCAACCGGCCAGCAGGAGGCAGACAACAGCAACCGAACCAGGAUCCGAAUCCGUGAUAGUCGAAGCCCAGUUUCGGAUGACGGUUGGACCAGUGCUGCUCAACAAAUUAGUCCACUGUACUCGAGCGACGAGGAAGAAAACGGCCAACGUCGUAGCCAAGAGAUGAAGAACCGAGACAAAGUUACUCGCUCCUCAAGUUCCGAUUCGGCCCUCGGGCUAGACGAAGAAAUUGGAGCACAGGAACAGCAACAGAUCAUCAACAGUGUCGGUAAAACUCGCCGACUUACCCUAGGUGUCUCGGACAUCCCCCUUCGAUCGGCUCUACUUCCUGUUCCGGAGCCAGCCCUACUCCCAACCGCCGAUAUGGUCACCCUAACCACAGACUACUGUCCACAGGUCGUCCGCAGCAAAAUGAUCCUGGAGGCCAAACUCAUCGAACUUCCGCUACACAACACUAGUCACCCCAACAACACCCAGGAUUCCGGUUCAACGGAAUGUCUCAGCAACACGAUCUCGCGGCGAGAAUCUGCCCAAAGCUACAUAAGCGACUCCGGCGUCGAUGGCGUCCGAUACGUCCGGACCCCCUCCGUUGUCGUCUCCGACUACUCGGACGACACCAUGUGCGGCAUCACCCUGGAGGAAAUCGAAUACCUCAGGCGCCACCGACUCCGUAGAGCUUCCACCGACUGUGAAUCGGACAUCAGUGCCGCCUCAUCCUGCAGCAACCUCAACUACUGUGGUUCCUCCAUAAGUGCCCUGGAGGGAUGCGACUAUCAGCAGUGCGGUCUUCGCACCCCGGAACGUAAAGUGUCCGACUGUUCCACCUGUUCGACGCUCAGCUGCGAGGAAGAAACCCACGCCGAAACGACGGAAGUUUUGAGACAGAGGCUUCAGGAUAUCGGGCUGCGACCUCCGGUCGCUGAAUCCGGUGAUAAAACUCACUCGCCUGCAGUUGAUCUUCAAGCGAAACGGCGCAGCAAGAAAAAGGUUUGUAUUCAUCAUCACAGUCACAGUCAUCACCAACAUAAGCAACCAUGAAAGGACAGUUAAAGGAAACGGCGCGGAGGGGAGAAGUUCAAAUAAUCACAACAACAACAACAACAACAUAAUUAUAUUGUAGUCUAUAAAUGAAUAAAUCGAUAAGCUCGACACAGAAAUGAGGUCAAGGUUAAUGAUGGUCUUCUGUUCGCUUUUUUCUAUUCAGGUAUACAUAUGUGACAA
Messenger RNA from Uranotaenia lowii, 3489 nucleotides. RefSeq lists its product as uncharacterized. The coding region runs from base 1666 to 3306 and encodes 546 amino acids. Lineage: Eukaryota; Metazoa; Arthropoda; Insecta; Diptera; Culicidae. The record is from RefSeq and is a predicted model, not a curated record. The transcript is spliced from 3 exons.